ACUACUGUAACCUGCAUUGUGUUUAUUUACGUUUUUCGUUUUCACGCGCGUGGUGGAAGUUCAAACCUUCCUUGCCAAUUGUAGAUACAUGUACAUGCAGUUAGAGAGUCAAGAGUGAAGUUCAUCGUUUUGCAUCUUGUUUGUUGAACACCGAGAUUGGAAACAUUCGAAUAUAAAACACUGGAACAUACAAUCAUCGCUGGCUCCCUCAGUGACACAAUUCCACCAAAAAAGGAGAAAGGUGUUUUGUUAGCUUGACAACUAGAGUGCUUGAACUUGGAGUUUGUUCCUACAACAUGCCUCUAUCGUCCGUCCUCCUCUAUGCCGCCCGCCAUAGCACCAAACUUACCGCUCUUCCAACCGCGGCAAAAUGCUUACCGCGUCGUGCUGCUUUGAGUAGUGUUACCGCGUUAAAUACCACACCAGAAAGAAACACCGUUGAUCUCUCGCAGCAAUCCAUUGUAUUACCGGGACCUGAGCGAAUCCGUGUAACAUCCUACAUCAAUGAGACUUGUUAUAAACCCAGUCAAUUCUACAGCGAGGUAUCCACGGUGUAUGAUGCCUUCAAAAGAGGCCUGAAAGUAUCAAAUGAUGGUAACUUUUUAGGAGCACGGACCGGUCCUAAUAGAUCAUAUGAAUGGAUGACGUACUCACAGGUGGGGGAGAAAGCUCGACUAUUCGGCUCUGGUCUACUGGCUCAUGGUAACCAACCCGGGUCGUGUGUUGGUAUCUUCUCUCAAAAUAGACCAGAGUGGACUAUAAGCGAUCUUGCUUGCGUUCAUUAUUCACUGGUAUCCGUUCCUCUAUAUAAUAGUCUUGGAUGGGAAUCAUGCAGGUACAUCGUCAACAAAAGUGAGUAAAAAUUAUUCAUCUUCCAAAAACUUCGUUUGUUUCACUGCAGCGUGAUAGCUGGAGAAGAAGUAUGAUAUGAGGUUCGUUGAAAUAUGAACUCACAACUUACCAUUACUAGAAUUAUGUAAUUAUAUGCUAGCAACUCGAAUGUUGUAUGUAACUUUGUAGAUUGAUAUGACAGUAUGUCGAUAUAUUUUCCUGAUGAUGGUGCUCAGAGAGUGACUUAUCAUGAUCUUAAACGAUUAAACGACUUGCGAGUUUACGAUUGAGCAUCAAGAUCGAGGAAAUAUCUCGACGCUGUGCGCAGAUCGUCGUAGAUGGCGUACUAUCGUUGAUCACUUCAGCUCUCGAUUGAAUCAGACCAGAAAAUACACUGAUAGUAUUUCGGUAUUGAUGAAUACGUCAUGGUUUAUUUUUAGGUUUGUGACAUAGUUUACAAAUCCAUUGAUACUCCAUGUUUGCUUGUAUACUGAAUAGCGGACUUGGAGAAGAAUUGCAAGUAUGAGGAAAUUGAAUGGUCUACACUGAGCAGCCCAUGGAAUAAUAAAAUAGAUCUAUCUCUACCUAUGCAUGCUUUUCCUCUUUAUCCUACUAUGUAGGCUACAUAAUCAUACUUAUCUGAUUUUUUUUUUCAGGUUUUUUUUUAAAGAAAAAAAUGACUGUGAGGGGAGAAGUGAAGGCAAAUAAAAAUAGAGAGAGAGAGAGAGAGAGAGAGGAAACAUGGUAAAUACGGUCCGGGGCUAUCAACUACGUUAUGUUGAAACAUAGGAUCCAUGGUUGAAACAAGCAGAGAAUUCGAAAUUUACCGAAAUUUGAUGUGAAAUAACAGAGAGGCAAUUCUAUAAAAUAAUGAUAAACAUAGAUGCACACAGAUUUAUUAGGAUCGUGGAAUGUGUAUAGCAUUUAAAAAUCUGAGUGAUGACAUCAUUGGCGGCGGAAGGCAAAAAAUUUAGGCCAAAAAAAAAAAAGUUUAUCAACCAAAAUUUUAAGGGGGGGGGGGGACAACAACAAAUUUAGGGGGGACGCAGGAAAAAAAAAUGAAAAGCAAAAAAAAAAAAAAGGUUCUCAACUAAAAAUUUAGGGGGGGGA
Lytechinus pictus (painted urchin) is the source of this 1941-nucleotide messenger RNA. RefSeq names its product long-chain-fatty-acid--CoA ligase 1-like. Gene Ontology annotation, molecular function: long-chain fatty acid-CoA ligase activity. The record is from RefSeq and is a predicted model, not a curated record. The transcript is spliced from 6 exons. Gene Ontology annotation, biological process: long-chain fatty acid metabolic process. Bases 297 to 860 code for a protein of 187 amino acids. Lineage: Eukaryota; Metazoa; Echinodermata; Echinoidea; Temnopleuroida; Toxopneustidae. Gene Ontology annotation, cellular component: membrane; endoplasmic reticulum.